Messenger RNA from Cordyceps fumosorosea ARSEF 2679, 972 nucleotides. Its product is annotated as Six-bladed beta-propeller, TolB-like protein. Lineage: Eukaryota; Fungi; Ascomycota; Sordariomycetes; Hypocreales; Cordycipitaceae. The coding region runs from base 1 to 972 and encodes 323 amino acids. The record is from RefSeq and is a predicted model, not a curated record. The transcript has a single exon.
AUGCUGCCUUUGACACGGACUGCUCUGGCCGUCCUUGCCCUGGCCCUCACCUCACAAGCCACCUACACAACCCGGCUGCUGUACCAGUUCCCCGACUACCUGCAAUGGAUCGAGAACAUGGCCGUGCGCCCCAACGGCAACAUCCUCCUCACCACCUUUGACCGGGCCCACGUCUACGAGCUCGACCCGACAUCCGGCCGGGCACCCGGCCUCGUCGCCGCCCUGCCCGACGCCGACGCCGCCAUCGGCAUCACCGAAAUCGCACCGGACCUCUUCGCCGUCGAGGCCGGCCUCCUCAACCGCACCGACUACCAGCUGCACGGCUCCGGCCGCAUCGACACCCUGGACUUUUCCUGCCCCGGCUGCGCCGCCCUGCCCCGCGUCCGGACCCGCGUCGCCGCCCUCCCCGACGCGAAGCUCCUCAACGGCAUGGCCGCUCUCAGCCGCCACGUGGUGCUCAGCGCCGACUCCAUCACCGGCACCGUCUACCGCACCGACACCGCCACCGGCGCCGUGAGCGUGGCCUUCCGAGACCCGAGGCUGGCCCCGAGAGACAACCCGGACCCCUUUUUGCGGCUGCUCGGCGUCAACGGGCUGCGCACGCACGGCGACUACCUCUACGUGACCAGCACGUCGGCCGGGUUCCUCGGCCGCUACCCAGUCGACGCCAGGGGCACGCCGAGGGGCGCGCUGGAGGUGCUGGCGGGGUACGCGGCGCCGCGCAGCCCGGACGACUUUGCGGUCGCGCGCAACGGCACCGUCUUCGGCGCGGUGCCGCUGGACAGCGUGGCGAGGGUGGCGCCGGGCGGCAGCAUCGCUGAUUAUGUGGCCUUCAUUGUGAACCACGAUGGGCGGCUGCAGCGGCCGACGUCGACGGUGCUGAGCUUGGACGAGAGGACGCUGUACGUGUCGACGGGGGGCAGGAAUAAGCCGGGCGGGAAGGGAGGUCAAAUAUUCGCGGUGAGCUUAUGA